Caenorhabditis auriculariae is the source of this 288-nucleotide messenger RNA. Lineage: Eukaryota; Metazoa; Nematoda; Chromadorea; Rhabditida; Rhabditidae. The record is from the annotation of a GenBank genome assembly.
AUGGGCGGAAGGAGAAUGAGGAUGAUCGGGGUCGAUUAUGCUUCUGGUGACAGCCGAGAGCAACAACAUGUUUUGUGUCGGCGGAUGGACGGCGGCGAGAUCAAAGACUUGCGCGAGCCGCCAGCCGAUGUCUCCGCAAGCACUUUCUCGAACCGCCCAAUUGAAACACAUACUCACUGGCGAGUUGACGAAUGGCUCUGGGAAUCCGACACGACCGUUCUCGUCUGUGAGACCCUGCAGUGGACACUUUGCACAAAACUAUCACAAAAAUAUUCCAGGAAGCGCUGA